GAGGGCAGAGCUUAGUAACUCCAUCAUCCUGAUUUCCUUCUCCGAGAAAGAUCCUUUUAUGUUUUUAUCUCCCUAGCUGAUUCCCACUUUGAUACGAAGGAAUUCAACCGAAGAAAUUAAAGAGAAGAGGAAGAUGAAGAAGGUGGAGAGAGCAGAGGAUCACGAGGCGCCGGCGCCGGCAGCUGAAGUGGAGGAGGACGACGCAAUGCUUCCGGGAUUCAGAUUCCACCCCACCGACGAGGAGCUCGUCGGGUUCUACCUCCGGCGGAAGGUGGAGAAGAAGCGGCUCAGUAUUGAGAUCAUCAAGGAGAUGGACAUCUACAAGCACGAGCCUUGGGAUUUACCAAAGAUGAUGACGACGGCGGGGGAGAAGGAGUGGUACUUCUUCUGCCGGCGAGGAAGGAAGUACCGGAACAGCGUCCGUCCGAACCGGGUCACCGGCUGCGGCUUCUGGAAGGCUACCGGAAUUGACCGGCCGAUCCACGCCUCCGGCCAAUGCAUCGGCCUCAAGAAGUCGCUGGUUUACUACCGCGGUCACGCCGGGAAGGGCACCAAGACGGACUGGAUGAUGCACGAGUUCCGCCUUCCCACCGGCGGUAAAUCCAACGCUGGCGGCGCUGGUACAGCCACCGCCGCCUCCAAGAACACCGCCAGCACGCAAGAAGCGGAGGUGUGGACGAUCUGCAGAAUCUUCCAGCGAAGCGCUUCGUACAAAAAGCAACCAAACAGCUACAGGACAUCGACGCCGACGAAAUCGCCGCCGGAAUCCAGCAGCAUCACCAACUGCUUCGACCCGGACGACUACAUGUGCUGCAGCUCCUCCGCUGGCGGGUCUCCGGUGGAGGACCUGCUGCAGGUCGAGGACUACUACCAAGAAAACAACCAAGUGGCGAACGUGGACGAUGUCGGCGGGGCCCAGUCGGAUCAAUCUCCCCCGCUCUGCCCGAGCUUGGAGCAGUGCCCCGACUCGAUCGACUUCGAGCGAGACACCAUCUGGGAGGAGCUCGGAAGGAUCGCUGAGUUCCUGGCGGACGAAAACUUUUCCUUAGAAAAUAAUUGUGGAUAUUCAUACAAUAGCGUGAUGGAUGACGUCGUCGUGUAAUAACAAACGAAAACCUCCUGUUUUUUUUUUUUUUACUUAAAAAAAAAGGUUUGAUUUGAGAAUAUCCAGUGUCAUUGUAUUCCAUCCCACUUGCGAUAAAUUAAUUUAUCCUUUCACUUAAAAAAUACAAAUAUCUGCAGUGGUUGCUGACA
Molecule: messenger RNA, 1254 nt
Organism: Zingiber officinale
Lineage: Eukaryota; Viridiplantae; Streptophyta; Magnoliopsida; Zingiberales; Zingiberaceae
Product: transcription factor JUNGBRUNNEN 1-like
Exons: 3
Coding region: 134-1102 (322 amino acids)
Biological process (GO): regulation of DNA-templated transcription
Molecular function (GO): DNA binding
Source: RefSeq, a predicted model, not a curated record